Uloborus diversus is the source of this 1162-nucleotide messenger RNA. RefSeq lists its product as uncharacterized. The record is from RefSeq and is a predicted model, not a curated record. The coding region runs from base 501 to 1025 and encodes 174 amino acids. The transcript is spliced from 3 exons. Gene Ontology annotation, cellular component: nucleus. NCBI's taxonomy places the organism in Eukaryota, Metazoa, Arthropoda, Arachnida, Araneae, Uloboridae.
UGCUUUUCCACUCUGUAGAAAUUUCUUAAACUAUCUUAUCUUGCAAAGAAAACCUAAAUAUUGUAAAUAAAGGUUCAAACUUCCAACAGAUGCAGAAAUUUAUGAUGCUUAUUAUUUUUGAAAAAAAAAAAAUCGUUAAAAGGAUACGGCCAAGGAAAAGCAAGGGCUGGAAAAAAAAUUCUUGAGAAGGUCAGGGCCCACCAUGCCCCCCUGUGCUCGGCUAGUGGAGUAGAGAAACGAUUAUUCCCCAUUUUCUAACAACCAGUUUUGAAGGAGUGGUUUACUUUUCCACCUGAGGUGUGCCCGGCUGGCAGUGGAGUGGAGAUCUAGGAAGUUGGACCUAGCCCAUAUUUUUCUUUAGGAGGGGAAGGGUGUUGACCAAUCGUGGUCGCUGAAAGUGAUGUCAUUCUUUUUGGAGCGCGAAAAUAUCCGAAUCCUUUAGCGUCGCAUUUUUCAUUGCAUUGGAAUUGGAAGUUGCAACUGUUUUUUGUGAAGGGGAAAUGGCAGAAACGAAGCGCGUUUCAAAAGAGCAACUCUGCAUAAUGCUGGAUUGGAUGGAAGACAAUAAUAAGUUAUUUACUAACCAAUUAACAAAUGACUUCACCAAUCAGGACAAAAAAAAGAUGUGGACUGCAUUAACCGCCACUUUGAAUGCACAAGGAGGGUGCAAAAAGAGCACAGACAAGUGGAUGAGGGCAUGGAUUGAUUGGAAGUCAAGCGUGAAAAAGAAGGCCGCCGAGAUCAUCAAAGAAAAUAAUAAAACUGGCGGGGGUUCACCUUCUGGCAAGCAGCUGAGUGAGCUGGAGGCAAGAUGUGCGGCCCUCUUAGGCAGAACAGCCAUAACAGGAAUGGAAGAAAUUCCCUCCACUGCCAGUGAUGAAGAAAUAUCCGCAGAAACCCUAAGGAGGCCCCUUCAGGAAAUUAGCUGUAGCAAGAGGCCCCUUAUGGAAAACGACAGCGGCAGCAGCAGCAAAAAAAAGAGAAAUGAGGUGCCCCUACAGGAAAUAGUAGAUUUACAAGAAUGACAAGAUACCAGUAUGGAUAAAAUGGGGGAAAAAAUCGACAGACUGACUGCCGCUGUCGAAAACUUAACUCGCACAAUUUCCAACAUGGGAAACUUAAUGUAUGCAUCUCUCGAUCGACUAUAUAAUAAAACGCAAUA